AUGUCCACCUCUUUUCCACCUUCUAAGAUUGGCGGCGGCGCUACGUCGCCGACGGCGUCGGCCAUCGUCGCGCAGGCCGUGUCCGGGUCGCACGUCCUCACGGUCGACGGGUACUCCCGCACCAUGGGGCUCGGCACCGGCAAGUUCAUCAAGUCCGGAACGUUCGACGUCCGCGGCCAUAGCUGGUGUAUCCUGUACUACCCCGACCGUAGAACCUCAGAUGACGCCGACUGGAUAUCCAUCUAUCUAUGUCUCGUUCACACCGAUGCCGACGAGGUCAAGGCACAGUUCAAGAUUAGUUUGGUCGAUCAGCACGGAGAAUCAGGGACAUCAUACAGCAACGAAAGCCAGAUAUGCGCCUUCAGAGUAACAGAAGGACCGUGGGGCUUCGGCGUAAUCAAACGCAAGGACUUGGAGGGAUCUGUCUACUUGAAGGACGAUGUCUUGAGAAUCAGGUGCGACGUCACGGUGUCGAUGGAGAUCAUCACCGAGCACACCGCUCCGGCGGUCCUGGUGCCGCCGUCAGACAUGCACCACCAUCUCGCCCGGCUCCUCUCGGCCGGCGAGGGCUCGGACGUCACCUUCGAGGUCGGCGGCGAGGCGUUUCCCGCGCACAGGUACAUGCUCGCCGCCCGGUCCUCCGUCUUCAGGGCGGAGCUCCUUGGCCCGAUGAAGGAGAAGACCGCAACUCGCGUACAAAUCAACGACAUGGAUGCCAAUGUGUUCAGGGCUCUCCUCCACUUCAUCUACACCGACUCAUUGCCAGAGAUGGACGACGGGGACUCGACGGCGAUGGCCCAGCAUCUGCUUGUGGCUGCGGACAGGUAUGACAUGGAGCGGCUCAAGCUGAUCUGCGUGGAGAGGCUCUGCAGCGGCCUCUGCAGAAGCACGGUGGCGACGACGUUGGCCUUGGCCGAGCAGCACGGUUGCGGUGCGCUCAAGAAGGCGUGCUUCAAGUUCCUCACUUCUCCGGGGAACCUGAAGGCGGCCAUGGCGAGCGAGGGCUUUCAGCAUCUGAGGAGCAGGUGCCCCUCUCUUCUCGAGGAGUUGCUCGCCAAGCUUGCUCCCUGA
Triticum dicoccoides is the source of this 1071-nucleotide messenger RNA. RefSeq names its product BTB/POZ and MATH domain-containing protein 2-like. The transcript has a single exon. The coding region runs from base 1 to 1071 and encodes 356 amino acids. NCBI's taxonomy places the organism in Eukaryota, Viridiplantae, Streptophyta, Magnoliopsida, Poales, Poaceae. Gene Ontology annotation, molecular function: protein binding. The record is from RefSeq and is a predicted model, not a curated record. Gene Ontology annotation, biological process: protein ubiquitination.